AUCAAAAUUCUUCGUUCAAAAUAAAAAUCACUCACUACUACACUCUCUUUCUCUCUCAUCGUUUACUCUUCCUUUGACCUUCAUCACUCCAGAUUCCGAUGAACCACAACUCUCGUCCGAGGUUUCCGCCGGGGAUCGGCAACGGUCGCGGCGGUUAUGUGCAGCAAAACCCUAAUUUUCAAAAUAGGCCGCCAUAUCACCACCAACAACCGCAACAGCAACCUCAGUAUGUGCCGCGCAACGCGCCGCCGCAGAAUCAGCAUCAGUAUCAACAGCAGCAGCAGCAGCAACAAGUGCAACAACAGCAACAGCAACAGCAGCAGCAGUGGAUGAUGAGACGUCCUGCUAAUUCUGCUACUGAUGGUGGUUCUAAUCAGUCUUCUGUUAAUCAAGUUGAGAAAUCUAUGCAAACUGCUUCUUCUGGUGUGGAUUCUAGUUCCCAAGAUUGGAAGGCAAACCUUAAGCUUCCACCUGCUGAUACCCGUUACAUGACAGAGGAUGUCACUGCUACAAAAGGAAAUGAAUUCGAGGAUUAUUUCUUGAAACGUGAGCUACUCAUGGGUAUAUAUGAAAAGGGAUUUGAACGUCCUUCCCCAAUCCAGGAGGAAAGUAUCCCGAUUGCGUUAACAGGAAGUGAUAUUCUUGCCAGAGCUAAAAAUGGAACUGGAAAAACAGCUGCAUUUUGCAUCCCUGCUCUGGAAAAAAUAGACCAAGACAACAAUGUAAUUCAAGCUGUUAUACUCGUUCCCACUAGAGAGUUGGCCCUUCAAACAUCACAGGUAUGCAAAGAGCUUGGCAAGCAUCUAAAGAUCCAAGUUAUGGUCACAACAGGAGGGACUAGUUUGAAGGAUGAUAUUAUGCGUUUGUAUCAACCAGUGCAUUUGCUGGUUGGAACACCAGGAAGAAUAUUAGAUCUUGCAAAGAGGGGCAUAUGUGUUCUAAAAGACUGCUCCAUGCUUGUAAUGGAUGAGGCCGACAAACUUUUAUCCCCUGAAUUUCAACCAUCCGUGGAGCAGUUGAUUCGUUUUCUUCCUGGAAACAGGCAGGUUUUGAUGUUUUCGGCUACUUUUCCCGUCACUGUCAAGGAUUUCAAAGAUAGAUUCUUGCAAAAGCCAUAUGUAAUCAACCUUAUGGACGAGCUUACUCUCAAAGGUAUUACACAAUUUUAUGCUUUUGUGGAAGAAAGACAGAAGCUCCAUUGCCUGAACACGCUUUUCUCGAAGCUACAAAUAAACCAAUCCAUUAUAUUUUGCAAUUCUGUGAAUCGAGUGGAAUUAUUGGCCAAGAAAAUUACAGAGCUUGGUUAUUCUUGCUUUUACAUCCAUGCUAAGAUGCUCCAGGACCAUCGAAAUAGAGUAUUUCAUGAUUUUCGCAAUGGUGCCUGCAGGAACCUUGUCUGCACAGAUUUGUUUACAAGGGGUAUAGACAUUCAAGCAGUAAAUGUUGUAAUCAAUUUUGAUUUCCCAAAAAACUCAGAAACCUAUCUGCACAGAGUUGGUCGUUCUGGAAGAUAUGGGCACCUUGGAUUGGCUGUCAACCUAAUCACAUAUGAGGAUCGCUUUAACUUGUACAAGAUUGAACAAGAGCUUGGCACCGAAAUCAAGCAAAUUCCUCCGCACAUAGAUCAGGGUAUCUACUGCCGGUAACAAAUUGUUCUCUGGGUGGACUGAUGUUUGAGCAUAUUUCUGGUUCAAGGAUCAAUGCAGAGGAUGGAGAAGAAGCUAGCAACACUUUUUUAAGAGGCAGCUGAAGACCUGUGCUGAUUUGUGAGAUGAUAUUGAGGGGGUUGUCCAUUAGACUUCCCUGAAAUUGAUGAAGCCCGACUGCUUGAAGACGCAUGUUUGACAAUUCACAUAUCCUAGCAGUGAAAAGGUUUCUGUAACUUCCUGUUUUUUUUCAUAUUCUUUAUUCGCAUUUAACUUUAGGCGUCAACUUUCCAAAAAAAAAAAACGAAAAAGAAAAAAAAAAGAAAAAAAUAAUAAAAACCAAAAAAAAAAAAAGGUAGGCAUCAACAGCUUUAAACUUAGUUACAUGUAGAGGGCUUUUAAAUCUUGUACUUUUUAUUUUUAAUCCUUUUAGAGUUUAGACUGUGUAUUCAUCGUGUUGUUGCACAUUAACUGUAAGGAGGUGGAAUGUUACGUGAUAGAUGUUAAAUUCCAGCAAACCACCAGAAUCUGCUUCCAUGUUCUGAGUGGAAGAUGUUACUCUGGUGCAUCAACCCUCUAUAUUGUGGUUUUUGUCCUCAAAUUGUGCAUCUUCGUUUGUAGCAUUUUUUUUUUUUUUUUUUUGAAACCUUCAGCAUAUUCUCAUUCGUUGUCAUCGACAGCGAUAUAACUUUAGGGUGUUACUUGAGAAAUGUGUUUCAUGACUCAUGAUCGUCAAAUUCAUCACUGGUCGGUUCUCUCAA
Molecule: messenger RNA, 2407 nt
Organism: Chenopodium quinoa (quinoa)
Lineage: Eukaryota; Viridiplantae; Streptophyta; Magnoliopsida; Caryophyllales; Amaranthaceae
Product: DEAD-box ATP-dependent RNA helicase 8-like
Exons: 10
Coding region: 99-1646 (515 amino acids)
Biological process (GO): P-body assembly; cytoplasmic stress granule assembly
Cellular component (GO): P-body; cytoplasmic stress granule
Molecular function (GO): RNA helicase activity; mRNA binding; ATP binding
Source: RefSeq, a predicted model, not a curated record